CACUUCCUGCAUUCACGUUGGAGAAAGAUAACGCACGUGGUUUUAACAGUUUAUUUAAUGUACCGAUGUUAACUGAUAAUAAGUUGUAUGUGUUGUAAAUUCGACGCUGAAUUUUCAUCUUAAAGGCUGGGCUGGAAACGCAGACGCGAUGACCCACAACUUUUUACUGAAGGCUUCUUUACUGUACAAAGACAUUUGUCCUGAACAGUCGCGCUUUCUCCUGCAGAGGCAUCAGAGCACUGCCGCUGCCCUGCCGCAGUCUAUAAUCUGCCCCUUCUGUUUCGAGUGGCGGACACUGGGCAAUCAUCACGUGCGUCUGCGGCCCAAGCGAAAGCCCACGGCGGGGAUUAGACGACUUCUGAAGAGAGAGUCUGCAGGAAAGAGACUCAGCGCUGAACAGACUGCAGUCCUGCAAAAGUUUAAAAGAGCCUCCAAUGCUCUGUUUCGGGCUCUGGCACGCUUUGCACUCACAAUACAAGCGUAUCGCACCAAAUCCCAAGUGAACCGCGCUCUGACACGCCUCUUCCUACCAGGCCAGGGCCGGACAAAUGCCAUUAGAGACAGGGAAAUAUGGGUGAGUGAGGGUGAAUUAGAUCAGGAUGUGACCCAGGUCAGACUCAGACUGGACAUCCCAUGA
Molecule: messenger RNA, 637 nt
Organism: Danio aesculapii
Lineage: Eukaryota; Metazoa; Chordata; Actinopteri; Cypriniformes; Danionidae
Product: UPF0711 protein C18orf21 homolog
Exons: 5
Coding region: 149-637 (162 amino acids)
Source: RefSeq, a predicted model, not a curated record